Parus major (Great Tit) is the source of this 1327-nucleotide messenger RNA. RefSeq names its product vitelline membrane outer layer protein 1. The record is from RefSeq and is a predicted model, not a curated record. Bases 1 to 795 code for a protein of 264 amino acids. NCBI's taxonomy places the organism in Eukaryota, Metazoa, Chordata, Aves, Passeriformes, Paridae. The transcript is spliced from 6 exons.
AUGGGGGAGCUACAGAAAGCCAUUGGAAGAGAUGCUGCCUCUUACCAGCAAAGCUCUUUGAUCCCACUGUCCCAGCCAAUCUUGCCUUCUCCAGGCUUUUGGGCAAGGGACAAAGCAGAAAAUGUUGCAAAGGGGUCUGGAUCUUGGCACCAGGAUCGGGUGCAGGGAUUCAGGGUCCAGACCACUGACAAGCAUAAGGGGAAUGCAGAGACAAGGAUGGGAAAAACAACAUCAUCUUUUAGUGGGACAAGGACAGAUGGAUUAGAACAGGAAUUGGAAGAGAAACCUAGAAGAGGCACAGGGGUGCGUGAAUACACCUCUGUCCUCACUGUGCCCAACGGAGGCCACUGGGGCAAGUGGGGCAGCCGGCAGUUUUGCCAUCAUGGCUAUGCCAAUGGAUUUGCUCUGAAGGUGGAGCCCGACCAGUUUGGAAGAGAUGACACUGCUCUGAAUGGCAUUCGCCUACAUUGUCAGGAUGACUCCAUAACCAUUGAGUCCAUGGUGGGGGAGUGGGGUUCCUGGACCAGCUUUCAAGUUUGUCCUGGAGGCUACCUGAUCUCCUUUUCACUGAGAACAGAGAAGUCCCAAAGAGCAGGUGAUGACACAGCAGCCAACAACAUCCAGUUCAGAUGCUCAGACGAAGCUGUGCUGGUAGGUGAUGGACUAUCAUGGGGAAGCUUUGGCCCAUGGACCAACAGCUGCAAGAUAUGUGGUCUCCAGACCAAGGUAGAGCCUCCACAGGGACUUCAGGAUGACACAGCACUCAACAAUGUGAAGUUCUUCUGCUGCAAAUGAGCACUUGCUCCACCUUCAUCACUCCCUGCACAUCCCAUAUCCCACAGCAAGUGAAGUGUCAGUAAAGCUUUGCUCUUGCUUUAUCCUGGGACAUGCCUGUGAUGUUUUGACUGUUUGCAUCUUGCUGUUCUGGCCAAUGCCUUAGAGGAUGAUGUCCUUUACAGCUAUUGCUACAUUAGCAUAGCCAAAUCAUUGCAUCAUGUACUGCCGAUAUGCUGCUGUGAAAAUGCUCAGUCUCUAGCAAUUGCUCAGAGCUGACAGAUUUCUCAGCUUUCUUCUUUUCUAACUGGCAAGUUUCUUUGAGGUUUGGUCUGCUCAUUUUUCCCUUAUUUGAAAUAAUACUUGAUCUGUCGAUAUGACAAACAGGGAAGAGUGGGUAUUUGAGUCUAUUUGAAGUUUCUGACCAAAGCCAAAAUGAGUAAUGAGACACAAAUGGGGUGAAACAGAAGUUUGGGUGGGCUCAUAAGAAGCAUCAAAGGUUUGCUGUCGUUGCCCACUCCUAGCUUGAAUUGCCUCAAGAUUUGUACAUGCU